Molecule: messenger RNA, 519 nt
Organism: Scleropages formosus (Asian bonytongue)
Lineage: Eukaryota; Metazoa; Chordata; Actinopteri; Osteoglossiformes; Osteoglossidae
Gene: ndufb2
Product: NADH:ubiquinone oxidoreductase subunit B2
Exons: 4
Coding region: 95-400 (101 amino acids)
Biological process (GO): mitochondrial respiratory chain complex I assembly
Cellular component (GO): mitochondrial inner membrane; respiratory chain complex I
Source: RefSeq, a predicted model, not a curated record
GUGAGCUCCGGUCGUGGGAGGAAGGUGACAUUUUUACGGGUCCUCUAAAAUCCUCUGGAAAGCAGAGGGGAAAGAGACGGAGGGAAAAGGCAGAAUGUCUUCCCUCGGAAGGAUUUUCGGUGUCGUCCGAGCGGGAACCCAGCUGGUCGGCAGAGCUCCUCAGCGCGUCUUCGUGCGAAGGGCCGGUGGGGGCCCACACAUAGAGCCCCAGUACAGACAGGGGCCACAGCUCACCAAACACCAGCAGUUCCAGGCAGAACUCAUCAGCGGCGCAAUGUGGUUCUGGAUCCUGUGGCACUGCUGGCACGACCCGGAUGCAGUCCUGGGUCACUUCCCGUGGCCUGACGCCUCUCAGUGGACAGAUGAGGAACUUGGGAUCCCUGCUGAUGACGAAGAAUGAACCUUUGCCUGAUACAGUGAGGAUUCCCGUUUGUGUGCCAGAAGGAUGUCUACCUACGGAUCAGUUGAUGGAUUUCAGUGUUGUACAUAGACCAAUAAAGAUACCUGUUUGACUUUGAA